CGGAUCGUUCACUUAUGAGGCAACACUAGCGUCCAUUCGGCAAUCUUGUGUAUGCUCGGGAAGAACGUCGCCAAUUUUGACGCGUCCGGAUUAAUUUCGCCGCUUCGCUUCUCUUUGGUUCCGUUGGUUCCUCUUCUUUAGAACUGUUGAGGUGAGGCCACUGCCGAGCCUUUUUGUGGCGUGGAAUUGUCCACGCGCCACCACGUUUGUUCAAGUUGGUGAAAGCAAAGCCAGCUAAGGUAGUUAGCCACCUAGCUCCCCCUGCUACUAGCUCUUGGGUAUCUCGCUUCUUAUUGGGGGUCGGGGCAGGGGGCUGGGGGUGAGACUGCUUGUUAACUCUCGCCCGACGCUCCGAGAAGGAUCUCGGGUGGCUGCCUGGCUGAGCUUUGAGGGCCAUUUCGUCGAGGCACCCCGCUGCUUAAACCCCUGCGCAUUUAGCACCGGACGCCCUGCCUAGGCCUCAGUCCAAACCCCGACGUCUCCUGCCUGCCUCUCCCCGCCCCCCUCUCCCUUCUCUAUUUUUGUCUUCUGUGCUUUCUUUUCGGCCUGCCGGACCAGCGAGAGUUGACAGGCCGCCGAGUGCCGCGCACGCACACUUCUCCCCGAGGAGCCAAGAAGCAGACGGCUCAUGACUUCUGACCAGGACACCAAGGUUGUCGCUGAACCGCAGGUGCAGCCGGUGCAAGAGGCCAAGGACAACGCUUAUUUGGAAUCUGCCAAGGUUUCGGACCUCAAUCCCAAUGCAAAAGCAUGGGCCAACCACGUGUUUAGCCUGGAGCCCAGCGGUGGCGCCGACAAGUGCGCCGCGGCUCCGCCACCACGGAAGGACUCCCGCAGGAGCUCGGCCCAGCCCGGCUCACCAGGAGGUUAUGGCGCGGGUGAAGACGACGAGGCUUUCCGGGAGCCCGAUGAGCCCCCGCCGGUGACGCUGACGUCGGGCCGGCCCCCUGCCUCGCCCGUCACCCCGGAGCCGGACGUCCCGGAGCCAAGGCCGCCUGCGCCCGCAGUCGAUGACCCCCAGCCCAGGGAUCCUCAGGAAGCUUUGCGGGAACACCUGAAGACAGCUCUUGAAUUCUGUCUUUCCCGCGAGAACCUGGCCAGUGACAUUUACCUCAUCUCCCAAAUGGACAGCGACCAGUACGUGCCAAUCGUGACGGUGGCCAACCUGGAUCACAUCAAAAAGCUCAGCACAGAUGUCGAGCUCAUCGUGGACAUUUUACGCUCUCUGCCAUUGGUCCAGGUGGAUGAGAAGGGGGAGAAGGUGCGACCCAAUCAGAACCGUUGCAUCGUGAUCCUCCGAGAGGUUCCCGAGAGCACGCCGGUCGACGAGGUGGAGGCCCUUUUUAAAGGAGACUGCCUGCCCAAGUUUGUCAACUGUGAAUUUGCCUACAACGACAACUGGUUCAUCACCUUUGAGUCAGAAGCGGAUGCGCAGCUGGCAUUUCAGUACCUCCGGGAGGAGGUGAGAACCUUCCAAGGGAAGCCCAUCAAGGCGCGAAUAAAGGCCAAGGCCAUCGCUCUCAACACGUUCAUGCCCAAGAAUGGCUACCGGCUCGUGGAGGCCAACCUGUACGCUCAGCAGCAGCCACCGCAACAGCCGCCUCAGCCGCAGCGCUACACGGCGGCGUCCUACUACAUCCCGCCGGUGUACAGCCCCCAGCAGCAGUUCCCCCUCUACAGCCUCAUCGCACCCCAGGCCUGGUCAGCCACUCACGGCUUCAUCGACCCCGCACUGGUUGCCCCAUUCCACAACAACCAGUUCAUCAAUGGGUUCACAUCGGCCAGUUUCAAGCCAGCGACGGCUCUUCUCGGUGUCAGACAGCACUCCCCCCGGGCCAGGAACCACGGCAAGCCCCACCCACGUCCGAGCCUCGCGGGGGCAGAGCGCACGGGGCUCCCGGAAGGCUCAGCUCUCUUUGCCAGCUUCCCUGGCGACAGAACCAACGGCGUCCGCAGCAGCCCUCCCGCGCGCUUCCCUGCCGGCUAUCCUCGAAGCUCCGUCGCCGUCUUUCCCCGCCGGGAGACGGGCCGCACAUCCGACUUCACCGCCGCGGUGGACUAUGGUUCCCCGGGAAUGGGCCGAGGAAGGAAAAAGAGAGAUGACAAGUUUACACGAGCGACGCCGCAGUCGCCACAGUCGCCGCCGCCCAAACCGCCGUCGCCGAGCUUCGAGUUGGGCUUGUCCAGUUUCCCUCCUUUGCCCGGAGCCGCCGGGCACCUCAAGGCGGAGGGCACCUUUGACGGCCGACUGGCACCCGCCAAGGACAGAAAUGUCAGUGUCGACUCCAGUCCCGGAGGAGCCCCAAAAGAGCCUCCGAAGUCGAUGCCCCCUUCCUCCUCCUCUCCCUCCUCCCCCCUAGUGGCCGUGAGCUUCGUAGCUUCGCCCACUCCGGCUGCCUCCAUCGCGGGCCCCACCCGGUCACCCCCGGUGUGCCCGCCACCUCCUCCCUCCAUCCCAGCAACGGAAGCGAGGUUGUCGGAGGUGAAGCGGGCCAAGGAGGGGCAGCUGUCCGUGGAGCGGGUUCCCGGCACGCUGUCCACCACCAACAAGUCGGUGCAAGUCAACGGCGCCGCAACGGAGCAGCGGAAGCCUUCCUACGCCGAAAUCUGCCAGCGAGCGAAGGAGACCCCCACCCCAUCACAGCCGCUCGCCCCCAAGGAAGCCAAGCCCACAGGCGAGGAGAGGAAGUGCCCCGACGGCCCGAGCCUGACGCGGGAGGCCGCCAAGGCCAGAGAGACGGGAAGACCCCCGCGGGACACGCGCAGACUGGCUGGCCACUGGGCCUCCCCGCCGCACUCGGGCAAGAAGGAUUCCCACCAAACCCCGCCCAAGUCCCCCCUGUAGGGCCUCCCCUUCCGCCCAAGUCCACUGAUUGCCCCCACCCCCACCCCCCAAAAAAAGACAGGAACCACGUCAGGGCUACGCCAUUGUUCUUCUCUCCAAACGUUGAAGGCGAGCAAAGAAGAUGACGCCUCCUUCUCCGGAUCAGGGCUUUCAGACAAAAAGCACUUUAGUGUGCACGUAAAGCACCCCCACAUUUGUUUGGGUUCAGCUCCUUUUUAGUCAUCAAUUUUAGUUGUCUGUCCAUUUUGUUUUUGUGGCACAUUGGAACGGCGACCCGAUUGGAAACUUGUCACUGAAGUUUGUUUUGUCCGGGUUGCGACCAAAAUAGAUUGCUCUUCUUUUGCACUCAUGGUUUUGCCUCGCUCACAAUGAAAUGCAAACAAAAUUUGGUUCAAAUGUGAAAUGCCCCAAAAUAUGAAUUUUGUUGAACCAUAGUUGAAGUUCCCUGUGGAGAGCCAACCUCCCAAUUGUAGAUUUCUGAGAGCGCUGAGCAAAUUUAAAAAUACCCCCCCCCCCCUCCCCGCCCCCAUUUUGCACAAGCAACUCUAAUGGCGGCGCCAUUUUGGGGGAGGGGGGGGGGUCAUGCGGAUAGGCCUUCUUUUGCCCAUACUGUCACUGGCAGACGCCCGACGCUCAUCGGCAUUCACCCACAGUAAUGUGGGGCCAUCAUUAGCCCCAUGCGAGCUCACGGAAGCACGGGGUACAGAGUCUCCAUGUUUUGUUUGUGAAAGUGAACACUGGCCAGCAUUUUGUUCGCUUGACUUGCCCUUUUUGAUUGAUGGGCCAGGAUGGCAGAAUGCAAGUGUUUGGCUAGGAGUAAAUGAAGAAAAGAGGAGGAGCAACUAAGCUGGUGACACAGGUUUCUUGUGUUUUGCAGCGGAAGGACAAAAGAGGCGCCGACACAGCAUGUCCCCCUAGCAACACGUUUGCUUCAAGUGUAAAUAAUUAGCAGGUCCAAACUUCACAAAUGAAUCUUUCUUUCCCCCUGAAGCAUUUUUGUUACUCCCAGCAAUCAAAGGGAAACAGCGGAACUUUUCUCUUAUUUAUUUUGACUUUUAUUUUUUGGGACUGAAAUGCACACUGAUUUUUUUUUUUUGGUCUCUCUUUGCAGUUGCUGAGCGAAGACGCUCAUUUCUAGAGCUGUGCCAUUUAUUCCCUGUUUUCUUCUCGUAUUAUUUUUUUGCGAGAGGAAAAGCAUCAGCAGGCAGGCGUCGUCUCCACGCAAAAGAUUUCCAUCCAGUGUUUGAGAAACUUGAAUUUUAUUUGAACUUGAAAAGUGACUUUGCCUUAACUUUUAUACCGAACGAGCAUAGAGGGUAGUGUUUGCGCCCCCCCCCCUGCACUACUAAAGAGAUAAUAUUUAGUGACCUAAGGCAGCGUGCAAAUAAGUAUCAGCGUCUUUUGUUUUCUGUUUUUUCUUUUUGUAUCAUGUACAAAAAGAAAAAAAGUUUGGAUUCAGGUUCUUUUUGGCAGGCAAAAGUAAAAAAUGGUGUAAAUGCAAACCCGAGUCGAUACUGUAUUAAAUAUUAUGCACUUUGAGGUGUGUGCUUUGCUUGUACAAUUGUAAAUACUCAGAUUAUAAAAAAUAUAAGGUACCUACAAAACUAAAUUCUAUUAAUGUCACUAAUGAGCUGGAUGUUGGAUUCAAAUGACAAAAAAAAGACUUAACGUCUUUUGUUGUGCUUUUUGGAACUUUUUCUUUGAUAAUUCAAUUUGUUUUGAGUGUGGACUUUGACAAACAUUUUUGUUUGCUUUAGUUUCAUUCCAUUGACACGUGGGCGUUUUUUUGUUGUUUACAUGCCACUAAAAAAAAAAAAAUUAACAAAGAGACACUCAUCAACACAAAAAAAUGUAAACUUCCUCACUUAUAUUGUUUGUUGUUUUUGAGAAACUUGAGGGUGAGAGAUUCCUACCAAACUCUUCUGGCUGUGUUUAGCGUGGCCUAUCUUAGAGACCAGCUAGUUGGAUGCCCAUUUACCAACACUGACUAACAAUUUAUUUUGACGAGCGAUCUCACUUGUAAGCUGGGCUAAGCUACACAUAUCCACAAAACCAUUUGAGUUCUGUAAUGUUAUGUUUGCCUACUGUAAUUGUCAUCCUGUCUUUUAUUUUCUUUUGUUGUGUGUUUUGCUGACGUUGUGAGGUGUAACGCACAUUUGAAGCACAGGCUAACUGGUGCAAAUUUUGCAUUAGCCACCCGCUUGUUAGCUCACAAUAAGGUUUGGCUCCUGGGAUAUUGAUCCUGCCUCAAUGUUGCUCCAUGCAGGAACAUCAACACUUUUUUUUUUUUGGUCAGUUUAAACCUUUACAUGUGUCACAAAGAAGAAAAACGCUUUGACCACAAGACAGUGCGAGUGUGUGCCUAGCGUGUAGCUGGUGCGUGACUCGGGUGUAAGGGCCUUCAGUUUGGUGGUUUCCCAUCGUCGUGACUUCGGACUCUCAACUGUGAACACUUAGGCAUCCUUCCACAAAGAUGGCUACCAUCAUCUCGAUUGAUAACCCCACCCCCUUCACUGCGUCAAUCUCCCCCUGAUGGUCCACAACUGAGGAAAAAUAGCUGAAUUAGUUUGUUUCUGAGGAAUGCACAAGACUCGAGUUCUAUUGACUACGCUAACAGCUGUGGACAAUCGUGGACUCUGCGUAAAGGCUUGCAUGCCUAGAGACCCAUUUAACCAUUUUUAUUCUUUCCUCUGUUUUUGUUGCCAUUUGAUCUGAGUUUGUUUAUUUUUUUGCAGAUUUUUUUUCGUUCAUUGUGAGACUGGAAUCAAGUGCUUGGUUGGUUUUGAGAUAAUUUAAGUUACUCUUGUGACAGGAUGUUCAACUUGUCUUGUUUGGAAAAUAAAUGUAGCUUACUGGAAAAAUAAACAUUUAGGCACUGUU
Syngnathus typhle (broad-nosed pipefish) is the source of this 5725-nucleotide messenger RNA. RefSeq names its product La ribonucleoprotein 4B (gene larp4b). Gene Ontology annotation, biological process: positive regulation of translation. Gene Ontology annotation, cellular component: cytoplasmic stress granule; cytosol. The record is from RefSeq and is a predicted model, not a curated record. NCBI's taxonomy places the organism in Eukaryota, Metazoa, Chordata, Actinopteri, Syngnathiformes, Syngnathidae. The transcript is spliced from 17 exons. Bases 629 to 2845 code for a protein of 738 amino acids. Gene Ontology annotation, molecular function: mRNA 3'-UTR binding.